AUGGCGAGAGCCUAUCACCCGCUUAACGACGUCGACGAUGGCGAUGGCGAUGGAGGCGACAAAGCUGUCGAGCUGACGGAAGGUUCGUCUGCUGCAUCCCGCGGCGUGCCGAGCAUCUGCGAGUCCAUCAGCCGCGAGAUCAACUACGCGUGGGCGGUGCUCUCGGGCUUCAAGACGCUGGCCAAUGUGGGCAACUUCUACUUCGCGUGCGGCGGUCGCGCCUUCGGGUACAACCCGGGCCUGGACUUCUUCGGGGCCAACGGCAUGCAGCUCGCGGUCUUCGCGCUGCACAAGUUCGUGCACAACGAGCACGUCCUCGUACCGGUUCUCGACUGCAUCGACAUUUACUGCAAGCUGCACGUGGACGGCGCGCUCGAGUUCCUGGCUGCCAACGAUGCCAAAGAGAUUCUGAUGAAGUGCGUUCGCUUCCACGACAACAAGCACGACGUUAUCGCCUCGGCCUGUCGCGCUCUCGGCAGCCUCGUGAUGAACGAUCUGGUGAAGGAGUCUGUGUCGUCCCCAGAUCUCGUGCUGGAGCUGCUAGGACUGCUCAAGCGCUACGACCACAGCCUCUCCAUCUGCAGAGCCGCACUCAUUCCUCUCGGCUUUCUCGUGACGAAUGCGCCGAUCACGGCGACUUUUAUCGACGGCAACGGCACUGCACUCACCAUGGCGGCCAUGAAGCGUUACGUCAAGGACACGGAGCUGGUCUGGCACGCAGUCGGAACGCUAAACGGCCUUCACGCGAAAACGCUCGAUAUCCGCUUGGUCCACAGCAUCUUCAACUUCACGGGCGUUCCGAGACUAGUUGAGGCUGUAGCAUCUCAUCUAGACACGGAGGAGGUGGCGGUCGAAGGUUUUCAGCUCCUUUCUCGACUCGCGGCACUCCCCGAGGCCUAUCGGACCAUCAACGAGUGCAAGGUGCUGGAUCUGGCCUACGUGGCGCUCUUCGCCUACUCGGGGCCGGCACAUCGCCACACGCGCCUCGCUAUCAAGAGCACGCUCCACAGCUUCCAGAAGUGCGCGCUCUUCGACCCGCGCGAAUUGGCCCGACGAGAGCGCGCAAGCCGCACGGACAUCGCGCUGUAUGCUCUGCUGCUCUUCUGCUUCGUGCUCAACUCGGCCUUCUCGCUCUAUGGGCAGCACUCGAGUGAUCUCGUCUUCGCUGUACGGCGCGCAGUGGUCGACACUCCCUGGAACGCUGGAAGCUCACAGGACUCGGCGAUGACGACGCUGCGUGACGUGCUCUCGAUCGCAGACGUCUGGAGCUUCCUGCAGGGGCCCGUACAGUCGGCACUUUUCCAGGAUUCAUGGUACAAUGGCGACAGCUUUGCAGACGACGUGGACUCGCAGCUUGGGGUAGUCGAUGGCGCCAACAUGCUGCUGGGUGGGGUCGAGCUACGUCUGCUUCGAUGGUGUUACCCUCACUUUUCAACCAGUGCUGAGCUCAAGAUCCCAGUCUCUCGCUUGCCGUACUUUGAGGACACUUGGAGUGCGUCUCCUAGUCACAGUGACUAUGAAGUCUACCGCGGCAGUCUUGCUGCAUACCCGGGGAGUGGCUAUCGACGAUUCCUGCCUCGAUUAGGGGCCAACCUGACGUCGGACACUGCAAAUGGCUGUGAUUCUCGCUGUGAACUUGCCAAACUACGACGUGGUCGGUGGCUGGACGAGUCCAGCAGAGCGUUAUUCGUUCGGUUCAACCUCUACAACGCGGCGCUCGAUUUGCACUGCGUAGUGCAGCUAUUGUUCGAGUUUGGCGUGGCCACCGCUGGGUCUGCUGAAGGUGGCAGCGGCGAAGUGAUCACUUCGGCUGAGGUCACGCCCCUGCACUUAAGGCAAUACCCGGGCUUGUUCGUAAUCCAGCCGCGGUUCCUCACUGAGCUGGGCAUUCUGGUGGGCGUCGUGUGGUUCGCGCACAAGCAGCUCGAGAAGCUGCUGCAGUAUCGCCUCUUCUACUUCUGGAUCCCGAACCACGUCGCCGACUUCUCCAUUGUGGCGCUCUGGGCGGCAAUUCUCGUCCUCCGGGUGCAGUCCAUAGCUCAAGCCGCGUUCCCGCAACUGCUGACCCUCGCCGAGACGUCCGACAGCAGCUACGUGGACCUUGGAGCGAGUGUGCAUUACCUGAGGACGGAGCGCUACCUGACAGCAAUUUGCUCAGUUCUCAUGUGGCUGCGGCUGGUACGACUCGCCAAGACGAUCAAACCGCUGGAAAGCACCGUCGACAAGCUGGAACGCGCUCAAACUCUGCUGUUCAGCUACGCCAUGCUGCUGCUGGUGUACGUGUUGGGCUUCGCACACGCUGGAGUUCUUCUGUUCCCAUCUGCACGCUCGAGCUUUCGGAGCUACUCGGCUGCCAUCGCGACUAUGGCCAGGACACUUGCGUCGCGGUGGCAUCCGUUGGAUAUGGCUGGGCGAGUAGACAAGCAAUUGUUCCGACUGCUGUUCCAGCUCUCGACGUCUUUUGUCGUUCUUAACAUCGUGGUAGCGAUUCUGCAUGAGCGCUUUGACUCCUCUCGGAUGAGAGCAAAGGCGGCAGCGAUCGAUGGGUUGGCCAUGCUGGAGCUGGCGAAGCACCAGCUCGAGGCGCACGGCAUGAAAGUCGAGGAGACGUCAUUUGCCAAGAAACUUCGCGCUGCUGCGACGAGAGGAAUCACGAAGCUGAAGCAUGCAACUCGAGACAUCCUGCUCGUGUCAGACGAAGCUGAGAAGCUCUCGGAUCUCAAGAAGGCGUGGGGGUUAGAACAGGAAUACUCGCAGCUCAAGUCUGUGCUCGAAGAUGAGGCUGUCGCCGUGGAUGACAGCCAACUCACAAGUGACGAUUCCUCGAGGUGA
Molecule: messenger RNA, 2832 nt
Organism: Phytophthora sojae
Lineage: Eukaryota; Oomycota; Peronosporomycetes; Peronosporales; Peronosporaceae
Exons: 9
Coding region: 1-2832 (943 amino acids)
Cellular component (GO): membrane
Molecular function (GO): calcium ion binding
Source: RefSeq, a predicted model, not a curated record